AGCAACGUCUGCCAGAAGUCAAUAUGGCUCUAAUAGUUACACCGUACGUUCUCUUCACCUAGUCAGAGACCUCACUGCCGAGGCCAAUCUGCCAAGGAGAAAUUAAGCUUCUUUUACCUCCUCACUACUGCGACUACAGAAGAAUCUGAAGCCAGGAGUCCCCUUAGUGGAGCUACACUCCGUACCCACAGAAGCACCACUUCCGCUGACGUCAUCACGCCGACACGUGGAUCCAAGAUGGCGGCGGCGAUGCAGAUUUGGUGGCCAAGGUUCCUGUUGCUUCUCUGUCUAACAUGUAAAGGAAGCACCUUCUAUGUCCCUGGAGUCGCGCCAAUCAAUUUCCACCAAAACGACCCAGUAGAGAUCAAGGCCGUGAAGCUUACCAGCUCUCGGACCCAGCUUCCUUACGAGUACUACUCAUUGCCCUUCUGCCAGCCCAUCAAGAUAACCUACAAGGCAGAGAAUCUGGGAGAGGUGCUGAGAGGGGACCGGAUUGUCAACACCCCUUUCCAGGUUCUCAUGAACAGUGAGAAGAAGUGUGAAGUUCUAUGCAACCAAUCUAACAAGCCAAUAACCUUGACAGUGGAACAGAGCCGGCUGGUGGCCGAGCGAAUCACAGAAGAAUACUACGUUCACCUCAUUGCUGACAACCUGCCUGUGGCCACCCGACUGGAGCUCUACUCCAGCAACCGCGACAGUGAUGACAAGAAGAAAGAAAAAGAUGUGCAGUUUGAACAUGGCUACCGACUUGGCUUCACGGAUGUCAACAAGAUCUACCUGCACAAUCACCUCUCAUUCAUCCUUUAUUACCACCGGGAGGACAUGGAAGAGGACCAGGAGCACACAUACCGUGUCGUCCGCUUCGAGGUGAUUCCCCAGAGCAUCAGGCUGGAGGACCUCAAAACAGGCGAGAAGAGUUCAUGUACCCUACCCGAGGGUGCCAACUCCUUACCCCAAGAAAUUGACCCCACUAAGGAGAAUCAGCUGUACUUCACCUACUCUGUGCACUGGGAGGAAAGUGACAUCAAAUGGGCCUCUCGAUGGGACACUUACCUAACCAUGAGUGAUGUGCAGAUCCACUGGUUUUCCAUCAUUAACUCUGUCGUGGUAGUCUUCUUCCUGUCAGGCAUCCUCAGCAUGAUUAUCAUCCGGACCCUGCGGAAGGACAUCGCCAACUACAACAAGGAGGAUGACAUUGAAGACACCAUGGAGGAGUCUGGGUGGAAGCUUGUGCAUGGUGAUGUCUUCAGGCCACCCCAAUAUCCCAUGAUCCUCAGCUCUCUGCUGGGCUCAGGCAUUCAGCUCUUCUGCAUGAUCCUGAUUGUCAUCUUCGUGGCCAUGCUUGGGAUGCUGUCACCGUCCAGCCGGGGAGCUCUCAUGACCACUGCCUGCUUCCUCUUCAUGUUCAUGGGGGUAUUUGGUGGAUUUUCUGCUGGCCGUCUCUACCGAACUCUAAAAGGCCAUAGGUGGAAGAAAGGAGCCUUCUGUACAGCGACACUGUAUCCUGGUGUGGUUUUCGGCAUCUGCUUUGUGUUGAAUUGCUUCAUCUGGGGAAAGCACUCAUCAGGAGCAGUACCGUUUCCCACCAUGGUGGCGUUGCUGUGUAUGUGGUUCGGGAUCUCCCUGCCCCUUGUCUACUUGGGCUACUAUUUCGGCUUCCGCAAGCAGCCAUAUGACAACCCUGUGCGCACAAACCAGAUUCCCCGGCAGAUCCCUGAACAACGGUGGUACAUGAACCGAUUUGUGGGUAUACUGCUAGAUGGCCUGCAAGCUCAGGGAGCAAGCCCCUGAAGCCAUUUCUGGUGCCCACAGGCAAUCUGGGAGAACCAGUUCUAUUACCUCUUCGGUUUCCUGUUCCUCGUUUUCAUCAUCCUGGUGGUGUCCUGCUCACAAAUCAGCAUAGUCAUGGUAUACUUCCAGCUGUGUGCAGAGGAUUACCGCUGGUGGUGGAGGAAUUUCCUUGUCUCGGGGGGCUCUGCGUUCUACGUCCUGGUUUACGCCAUCUUUUAUUUUGUUAACAAGCUGGACAUCGUGGAGUUCAUCCCUUCCCUCCUCUACUUCGGCUACACCACCCUCAUGGUCCUAUCCUUCUGGCUGCUCACAGGGACCAUCGGCUUCUACGCAGCCUACAUGUUUGUCCGCAAGAUAUAUGCUGCUGUGAAGAUAGACUGAGUGGGUGGACCAACGCUGGGCCCACUGGAUCCUCGGACAGGAAGCCACCCUGCGUGGGGACUGCAGGCACACAAAAUAAAAUAACUCGUGCUCAUUUGGAAUGUAACUCCUGGCACAGUGUUCCUAGACCCCCAGGCUGCAUGGGGGCAGGAGGGCCUGUAGAUAACCCUUCCAUUUCCUUCAUCUCAUCCAGUCUGUAGGGAUACAUUUUUCUGUGGUUGGUUUUCUUCAGCUAAGAGUCGCCGUCAGCAGGAGCUUUCUGACCUGUUAAUUCAGGUUCUUUUUGGUUUAGGUUGGGUUUUUUGUUGUUGUUUUACGGUUUUGGGGUUUUCUUUCUUCUUUUUUUUUUUUUUUUUUUUUUUUUUUCAAAAAAAAAAAAAAGCAGAUCCAGGAUGGAUAAAUGUGGGGUUUUGGUCAUUGUCCCCAUUGGCUCCUCAGAGUUGUUGGCCACCCUACCACUAACUGGAAGAGGAAACUCGGGGGCUGCAGUGAGGGCUCCAAGCUUCUCAGUGCCAACCAAGCCCUGCCAGCCCCUCCUCCCAUUCUCUUCCCCAGCCUGCCCUCCACCGCCCCGAGCAGCCAGGUCUUUGGUCAUCGUUUUAACUGGGAACACUUGGUCACUACAAGGACAUGUCCUGGUUCUCUGGGACAGCAGGAUCCCCUCCUCAAAGCAGCCAGCGUUUACUGAACACCAAGGAAGAAGUGAGACCUGCAGUGACUGUUCUCGUGCCAAGAAGCCCGGGGCCAGGGCCAGGUGUUUCCAGAGCCAAGUGCCCAUGUGUGUAUGGGAAGAGGUGGCUGAAGCCACUAGACUAGGGUGCUCACCCCUCAAGAUUGAUCCCCUGUCUUUCCCUCAGGGGCGCCGCACUUUGUAAAGGGUGAUGGUGGACCCCUUCCCUUGCUUUCAGGUCUGGAGUCUUCAAAUCUCUUCCUUGAGGCGGCCAGGGAGAGGAAGAUUGUCUCUCUCUCUCUCUCUCUCUCUCUCUCUCUCUCUCUCUCUCUCUCUCUCUCUCCCUCCCCCCUCACAGCCCUUGGCCCCAACAUUUAUUCUCGGGUCCUUUAGCCAGACCCAUUCCCUCUUCCUCCCAUGCAAGUUCUUUUGGGAACACCCAGAAAACUUCUCUGAGAAGGAAAAUGGAAGGUAAGUUGAGUUGCUCCUUUCCCAGUUCCUAGGAAUAGGCAAGAAGCCAGUCUCCCCAGGUUGGAAGAGGCUCAUGGACCUGGCCUAGCUCCUCUGCCCUAUCCUAGCCCCGCAAACCCUGGGCGAGUCACAGAGUUUGCUCUUAAGUAGCAAGAGACCAAACCCACCUUGGGUGUAGGGGUCAGUAGCAGCCACUCGCCCUUGCGCCAGUCCUUUGGGAGCCUGUCAGGAGACAAAGCUCAGGAUGCUGCUUGUGCUAGGAACACACCCUGCCCCUCACUGCCCCACCUCCUGGGGCCCCACCGCCAUCCUUAUUCAAAUCAGUGCACCUCUCAAUCUUGCCUCGCAGUGACUUCGCGGCACUGAGUGGCAUCCACCAAGAAUCAGGCUGGAGAAAUGGGAGCCCAAAGAGUGGAGAGUGAUUGGGAGUUACUUGUUCAUUCAGAUCUUGCACCCCCCCCCCAGGUUCUCAUUGUUGGAGAGGGUGGGGGAAAGGUUCAAACAUUGUCAAUUUUUCUGACUUUUUAAAUCAUCAUCAUUAUUUUUAAUUAAAAAAAAAAAUGCCUGUAUGCCUUUUUCUGGUCCAAUUGUAAAUAAAAUGCCAUUGUCCUGUUGUCUCAACUCGCA
This is a messenger RNA of Mus caroli (Ryukyu mouse), 3940 nucleotides long. Lineage: Eukaryota; Metazoa; Chordata; Mammalia; Rodentia; Muridae. The record is from RefSeq and is a predicted model, not a curated record.